AGGGAAUGAGCGAGGUCGCUUGCUCUGGGAGCCUGUAGGAUUUGAUCCCCCAAGACCAGCCUUCUUCCCUCGCUCCUGUCUGGCCGCGCAGAGCCGGAGACAAAAGCUGCAGCGACCCGCGCUCACUUUCGUUUUCCGCCUUCGCUCGGCCGGGCCGUGGCCCGCCGGCCAGCCCGCUAGCUGCUGCCGGGAGAGUCCGAACAGUCCCGGGCGCUGCGCAGUCCUUCCCGGGGCGGGGAGAGCGGGGAGGCGGGCCCUCGCGGGAACCCACGCCCGCCGGCCUCGGGGACCGCCGAGCCCACUGCGCCGGGAUGGCCACGAUCCGGAGGCCGCCGCCGACGCCGCCGUGGGGACCUGCCCCGGGUCUGUACCUGGCGGGGAGGGCCCGGGCCCCGGGGCGCGUGUCCCUGGGAGGCGCCGCCCGGGCAGGGGAGGCGGGGGGCGGGCGCGCGGCGGGGCUGCCCCGCGGGCGGAGAGCGCAGUAACCCUCGCUCGCCAGGUCGGUGGAGGCGGGGCGGGUCCUGCCGGCGGCCGCUGGGCGGCGAGGGUGGGGGCCCUGUGAGCGCCCACCUACGUGGGGGCCGGAGCGAGCGGGGCGGGGAGGAGACGCCCGGCAAAGGGUCUUACACGGCCCCGGAGGCGCUGCCGGGAGGAGGUCCGGGGAGGACGGCCUCCCUCCGCUGGAGCCGCGGAGCCGCGCGCUGCGGGCGGCGGGGACCCAGCGCCGCUCCCCGCGGGGGCGCACGGAGUCGGUGCCUCCACUAAAACACCGGUGUGUGUGUGUGUGUGUGUGUGUGUGUGUGUGUGUGUGGUGAGGGGGGGGUCCCGCAGCCUCCGCCCCUGCUGCCAAGAGGCUGCCCUCAGCCUCCGUUGGGCUCCUUCCCUUGUGGGAGGGCAAGAGGGAAAGAGGGAGGAGAUAGAGGUGGGGGAGGAGGGACUGGACAGAGAGGGGGUUCUGCGCCAACCACCGGCCGCUCCAGCAGCUCCUCGGGGAGGACGAGCCGGCGGGCGGGCGGGCGGGGGAGGGCGCGCCGGGCUCGCUCGGGAGCAGUGGCCGAUGACGGCAGAGGUGCAGCCAGCCCCGCGCGCGCAGCCCCCUCCCCCUCGCCCUGCCCCCCCUCCUCCUCUUCCUCCUCCUCCUCCUCCUCCUCCCCGCUGGCCGGCGGCGCAGAGCAGCGGCGGCAGCGGCGGCGGCGGCAGCAGCCACCCGAUGUCUUCGGCGCCCGAGAAGCAGCAGCCACCGCACGGCGGCGGCGGCGGCGGCGGCGGCGGCGGCGUUGGCGGCGGCGGCGGCGGAGGAGGCGGCGGCGCGGCCAUGGACCCCGCGUCGUCCGGCCCGUCCAAGGCCAAGAAGACCAACGCCGGCAUCCGGCGCCCGGAGAAGCCGCCCUACUCCUACAUCGCGCUCAUCGUCAUGGCCAUCCAGAGCUCGCCCACCAAGCGCCUGACGCUCAGCGAGAUCUACCAGUUCCUGCAGAGCCGCUUCCCCUUCUUCCGCGGCUCCUACCAGGGCUGGAAGAACUCCGUGCGCCACAACCUCUCGCUCAACGAGUGCUUCAUCAAGUUGCCCAAGGGCCUGGGCCGGCCGGGCAAGGGCCACUACUGGACCAUCGACCCGGCCAGCGAGUUCAUGUUCGAGGAGGGCUCCUUUCGGCGGCGGCCCCGCGGCUUCCGAAGGAAAUGCCAGGCGCUCAAGCCCAUGUACAGCAUGAUGAACGGGCUGGGCUUCAACCACCUCCCGGACACCUACGGCUUCCAGAGCUCGGCCGGCGGCCUCUCGUGCCCGCCCAACAGCCUGGCGCUCGAGGGCGGCCUGGGCAUGAUGAACGGGCACUUGCCGGGCAACGUGGACGGCAUGGCUCUGCCCGGCCACUCGGUGCCCCACCUGCCCGCCAAUGGCGGCCACUCAUACAUGGGCAGCUGCGGCGGUGGGGCGGCCGGCGAGUACCCUCACCACGACGGCUCGGUGCCCGCUUCCCCGCUGCUGCCCGCCGCCGCCGGCGGGGUCAUGGAGCCGCACGCCGUCUACUCGGGCUCCGCGGCUGCCUGGCCGCCCUCGGCCUCCGCUGCGCUCAACAGCGGCGCCUCCUACAUCAAGCAGCAGCCCCUGUCCCCCUGCAAUCCCGCAGCGAACCCCCUGUCCGGCAGCCUCUCCACACACUCCCUGGACCAGCCCUAUCUGCACCAGAACAGCCACAAUGCCCCAGCGGAGCUGCAAGGCAUCCCCCGGUAUCACUCGCAGUCGCCCAGCAUGUGUGACCGAAAGGAGUUUGUCUUCUCUUUCAACACCAUGGCGUCCUCCUCCAUGCACUCUGCGGGUGGCGGCUCCUACUACCACCAGCAGGUCACCUACCAAGACAUCAAGCCCUGCGUGAUGUGAGCCGGGAGCCUGCGGGUCCUUCUGCGCGGCCAUCGCCGCCGGAGCCCCGGACCCAUCCCUAGAAACUGCUUCAUUUCUCGAGGUAUAACCAUCGGCAGAAGAAAAAAAGGGUUUGACCCCCUCCUCAACCGGAUUAUUGCAAAAGGCACCCCCAGGGCAAAGAAGCGGCAUAGAGGUCGGCACCUCCUCUCCUGUUCCCUCAAAAUAUUUUAAAAACGAACGGUAGUGGCGUCCAGGCCUCAUCUGACUGCAGCUGUUGGUAAAUAAAUGUCUUCUUUUCGAUCCGAUUAAAACCGGCUGAGAAGGUGCUGUGUUGGGGGAAAACCCUCAACAUCUAAACAAAAAUUCUGCUGAGGUCUCUCCCCCACCCUUAACCCUUUAAUGGAAAAAGUCAAGGGGGGAGAUUUUUUUUUAGAAGAAAGACAAACGUAGGAGACCGUCAUUAUCAAAUGCUUUUAUUUGGGGGGCGGGCUGAGUAUUUAUCGUUGUUAUUUUUAACUUUCCUUGGGAAGAAUGUCUUGGAAUGCGCAAGUCGCGUGGUAGAGCCGAGCCGCGUUUUGCAGAGAAGGGGGGGGGGCGAGAGGCCGAGCUCUCCUCCCCACCUCGGAAGCUCUGCAGCCGCAGGUGGAUCUCUGUGCAUAGGACUUGUGUGUUUCUGAAGCCACUGUUCGUUUGUUGUUGUUUUUU
Messenger RNA from Pipistrellus kuhlii (Kuhl's pipistrelle), 3067 nucleotides. It is a transcript of the gene FOXF1, whose product is annotated as forkhead box F1. Gene Ontology annotation, molecular function: DNA-binding transcription factor activity, RNA polymerase II-specific; RNA polymerase II cis-regulatory region sequence-specific DNA binding. The transcript is spliced from 2 exons. Gene Ontology annotation, biological process: animal organ morphogenesis; regulation of transcription by RNA polymerase II. The record is from RefSeq and is a predicted model, not a curated record. NCBI's taxonomy places the organism in Eukaryota, Metazoa, Chordata, Mammalia, Chiroptera, Vespertilionidae. Bases 1058 to 2380 code for a protein of 440 amino acids. Gene Ontology annotation, cellular component: nucleus.